Anarrhichthys ocellatus (wolf-eel) is the source of this 4047-nucleotide messenger RNA. RefSeq names its product GTPase IMAP family member 8. Lineage: Eukaryota; Metazoa; Chordata; Actinopteri; Perciformes; Anarhichadidae. Gene Ontology annotation, molecular function: GTP binding. The record is from RefSeq and is a predicted model, not a curated record. The transcript has 4 exons. Bases 424 to 3237 code for a protein of 937 amino acids.
GAACUUUUUUUUAUCUCGACUAUUGUCUUAUUAUUUUUUGUGCAUUUUAAUUUCAGCAAUUAGCCUAGAAAUAAUGACAUUUCUAUAUCAUUGUCAAAGUGUGUUAUGAUUUAAGAUGUAAUGAUUUGAACUCGAAAGAUAUUUAACUUACUAUCAUAAUAAACAAAGAAAAUCAGCAAACAUUUGAGAGGCUUGAAAAGAAUGACUGUGAAGUGAUUGAUCGAUUAUCAAAAUAGUUGGCGCUAAAUUUUCAGUCAAAUAUAUUCAAACUCAAAGUUAUUUAAUUAACUAACAAAAGAGAAAGAAACCAGCAAAUAUUCAAAUUUAUUAAGAUGACUUUUUUUUGCUUUAAAAUGCUGAACUUCCUGUGAAGUGACAAAUGGAUUAAUUGACUCCAUCAAUCCAUUUGAUUUUAGCUUUAAUAUGAAUCUUUUCUGUGCUUUCAUUUCUGUUUCUGUGUCAGGGGAUGGCGGCUGUGUAUCACAGUUAAAGAUUAUCCUCCUCGGUGGCAGAAACUGUGGAAAGAGCUCUGUGGGGAACUUAAUCCUGGGCAAAGAGGAGUUCGUCACCAAAGAGAGGACCUCGUGCUCCAGGAGACUGGCUGCGGUGGCCGGCCGGUGGCUCACGGUGGUGGACACUCCCGGCUGGUGGUGCGACUUCAGCUCCCAGGAUACAUCUGAGCUGGUGAAGAGGGAGAUCGUAAGCAGCGUCUCCCUGUGCGCACCAGGCCCGCAUGUAUUUCUGAUCACAAUCAAGGCGAGCUCGGGCUUCUCAGAGAAGCGUCGGAGGGCCGUGGAGGAGCACGUGGCCCUGCUGGGCGAGAGGGUGUGGAGUCACUGCAUGGUCGUCUUCGCCUCUGCUGAUGGGGCCAAACGCACAGGAGCCGAGGAGCUCGUACAGAGGGGGGGAGAGGCCCUCCGCUGGCUCAGUGGGAAGUGCGGUCAGAGGUGUCACAGCUUUAUCUCGGGCGAUGACACCGAAGUCACCGAGCUGCUGGAGAAGAUACAGAAAGUUGUCGCGGGAAACGGAGUGUUCGAAAUGCAGGAAAGCAUUUUGCAGGCGACUGCGGAGGAGAAGAGGAGAGUGGAGGAGAGGGCUCGGCAGAGGUUUGUGAGAAUGAAGAAACACAGAUCUCUCAUGAGAGAGAGUUUGCGGCCCGUAAGUUAUCUCCGGAUUGUGUUGGUGGGAGCGAAGGGUUCUGGGAAAAGCUCCACUCUGAACACAAUCCUGAGCAGAGAGAGCGGCCAGCGAGCGAGGAGAACGUCCCGGUGUCUGGCUGGAAAAGGAGUGGUGUUUGGGAGACAGGUGACCGUGGUGGACACACCGGGCUGGUGGAUGAACUACUUCUGUGGCGAGAGUCCCGUCUUUGACCGGAGGGAGCUGGUGCUCGGUUCGUCCCUCUGCCCUCCGGGGCCUCACGUCUUCCUGCUGGUGAUCCGUGUGGACAGAGCCUUCACCGAAACCUACAGGAGGGCAGCGGAGGAGCACCUCCGGCUGAUCGGCGAACACAUCUGGAGUCGCGUCAUCGUGCUGUUCAGUUUCGGGGACUGGCUCGGGGGCACGACCACCGAGCAGUGCAUCGAGAGCGAGGGAGAGCCUCUGCGGUGGCUCGUAGAGAGAUGCGGCAACAGGUAUCACGUCCUGAACAACAAAACGAAAGGGGAUGGGUUUCAAGUCCGAGAGCUGAUUGGGAAGAUUGAAGAAAUGUUGGCCGGCUGCAACGGCUGCCGGCAUCAUGGAAUAGAGAGGGAAGUGGUGGAAGAGUUGGAGGGGGAGAUGAGGGGAGAGGAGGAGAGAGCCAAGGAGAGACUGAUGAGGAAGGAGAAACAAAGGAAGACGGCGAGGUCUCAGCUGGAGAAGCUCGACCCUAUUACGGAACUGAGAAUAGUGCUGAUUGGCGGCAGGAAAACAGGUAAGAGCUCAUGUGCGGACACCAUCCUGGGCAGACAGUGCUUCCACACAGAAACCCAAACCGCUUCCUGCUCCGAAAAACGAGCCACAAUCAGCGGCAAGACGGUGGCAGUGCUGGACACGCAGGGCUGCUUCUCCGUGACCUCUGAGCUCCUCCACGCGGCGUCCAGCGUCAUCCUCCUGGUCGUCAACGUGAGCUCCUCCUUCGACGCUGACCACGCGGAGGCCACGGAGAAACAGCUGGAGGCGGGAGGAGGCCAGAUGUGGAGCAGAGCUGCGGUCCUGUUCAGCCACGGCGAUUGGCUGGGCGACACGAGCAUCGAGCAGCGCAUCGAGAGUGAAGGGGAGCCGCUGCAGAGGCUCGUGGAGAGGUGCGGGAACAGAUAUCACGUCUUGGAUAACAAACACCGGGGGGAGGGCGCUCAGGUUAACGACCUCAUCGACCUGAUCGAGGAGACGCUGGUUGAAGACAGGCUGGCUAUUCUUCACAGAGGGGAUCACAUGUGGAUACGGGAUUCUUUGCGAGAUGUGACGCUGUGUGAAAAAGAUCUAAAGAUGAUCACGAGGUGCAGGCAUCAGCUGUCCCAUGACCUGACUGCAUCAGCCAAUCCCACCACUCAAACAUCUCUAAACCGCUCAGGAGGCCCUGGAAGUCAGAUAGUGGCACUACCAGCAGGAAGAACAGCACGGACUGGACUCAACAUCCUGGAGAGAGACCGCUUCCUGUCCUGUUUAGCCUCUAUGCUCUCUGGUGAAGCAGCACCCAGGUGGACCGUGAAUCUGCCCGUCUGGCUCCCGACUGAUGAUCUUCACCUGAGACUGAACGGUGCACGCCGUCCGUUCUCGUCCACACAUCCAACAGUGCUUCUGGUUGUGCCUCAAACACAACACGGGAUAGUUGUGGAGGAAAAUGGCCUCGGCGUGCAUUCGCUCUGCCAGCGCGCGCUGAGAGGGCGGACUCUCAGGAGGCUCAGUGAGGCCGGAGGUCUGCAGGCGCUGAUCGACCAGUGGGACGACAGCAGCCUGGAGGAGCUGGAAGCCUUCAUUGACUCGUACUUUGAGAUGAUUUGGGAGCAAACUAUGGGGUCAUUUCAGGAACCUGUCCGUCCCACCGCAGAGCAGGAGGCUGUCGUUGAGGAGGAGGCCGGACAGCAGGAGGUACUCUCAUCCAUCGACAGGAAGCUUUCAAAGCUGGAGCUCCUUGAGGAGAUCAGGAUGGAUCUGGCUGAACUGAGGAGGAGUCUGGAGAACAGCUGGAGGGCCAUACAGGAAGUCAGAGGAAAAAGUAAACAGGACGAUGAUCAUGUUGAUACCAAGAUGGAGUAAAUCGUUAUCUCAUAUCGUCAACAUUGAUCUAUGUGUUUUUCUAUGAAGUAAAAAAUAAAUUUUGAAUUUGACUGAAGGAGUUACAAUUCUGUUAUGACACGUUUGCCUGAUUUAUUAUAUUCAUCCACCAGGGGGAGCUGUUGCACAAGAGUAGGUUGUUAUGUGGCUGCUGAAACAUAAAAUGUUCAGCAGUGAUGAAAGAAGUACUCAAAUCUUUCAGUACUCAGCCUCACUAGGGACAGUUUGGGCUUUUUAAUUUAAUUUUUUUAUCAUUGCGGCUGUGUUGAAUCAUAUAGCGUACAUUUUGGCAAAGGUGUGAGUUUUUUUUUAAAAUGAUUUACUUGGAAGUUCAGUCUCAGCUCCUGUAAUAAACUGUGUGGCCAAAAUACACACCCUUAAGGACAAAAUGUCCCCAUUAAAAACACAAUGUUUGAUCCCACAACCCAGUAUAAAAUCAUGCAUUCUGUUAUAUCAGGCUGUCAAUCUAGAGCCCCGUCCUUUAAAUCGUAUUUUUUUACUAUUGAGCUAUUUUAUCAUGUUUGCCCUUUGGGGCAAAUACAUGCUACGUUUAUGGUUCCCUGCACAAAAAAAUAAAAUGCAUCAAAAUCAAUGUUGUUGCUAAUCAUUGACAUAUUCCAGACUGUAAAGAAAUAGAAAUUGAAAAAUAAUAUGAAUAUGUAAUAUUUUUCCGGCAUUUUUUUUACGCAGACAUUUUGAUCCUCUGAGGACAUCAGAGACAUACACUAUAUGGCCAAAAGUAUAGUGGGCACUUACAAUACUCCAUAUGUGUUAUUAAACAUUCAUCUGCUG